AUGGCGACUCACUCUGCUCUCGUUGAUCUCGCUAGUAUUCCCACCGUGGCACAGCUGUAUCGCACCAGAAAACUGCUCCCUGCUGAAACUAUCGACCCAGCUUUCCCUCCAUCUCAACACUUGAACGACAGUGUCUCGGUAAUUCGCAACGACCUUACCAAGCUCGAGGUCGAUUGCAUCGUCAAUGCAGCGAAUAAAUCCCUACUUGGUGGCGGAGGCGUUGACGGAGCAAUUCACCGAGCGGCAGGACCAGGCCUGGUCAAGGAGUGCUCUGGUCUAGACGGGUGCGAUACAGGCGAUGCAAAGAUCACCCAGGCAUACAACCUCCCUUGCAAAUAUGUAGUACACACCGUGGGGCCAAUCUACCACUCGGCUAGCAGGCAAGAUGCCACUCGGCCGGAGAAGCUGCUGCGAUCCUGUUACCGAACCAGCAUGGAGCUGGCGAUGCAACACAGCCUGAAGACGAUUGCGUUUCCAGCAAUUAGCACCGGGGUCUACGGUUAUCCAAGCCAUCUCGCAGCGCGUGCAGUGGUCCAUGAAGUUCGUCAAUUCCUGGAUAGCCAUGUUGGUCAGAAUAAUGCACUACAGCGUGUCACCUUCUCCAACUUUGAGCAGAAGGAUAUGGAGGCGUAUGCCAAAGCAAUCGCGAAAUAUCUUCCUCCGACUCCUGAAGACCUGCGCAUUGCUGGUGAGGAUACCACUUAA
Penicillium argentinense is the source of this 705-nucleotide messenger RNA. Its product is annotated as macro domain-containing protein. The transcript is spliced from 2 exons. Lineage: Eukaryota; Fungi; Ascomycota; Eurotiomycetes; Eurotiales; Aspergillaceae. Bases 1 to 705 code for a protein of 234 amino acids. The record is from RefSeq and is a predicted model, not a curated record.